AUGAGGAAAGCUCUGCUUUGCUGCAAUUCAAACGAAGUUUUUUUUCUGGACGCAUCUGCUUCGCUGUACGCUGGCGCUUAUCCAAAGCUUUUAUCAUGGAAACCAGCUGAAGGAGCAAAUAGCAGCUGCUGCUCAUGGGACGGCGUCAAAUGUGAUGUGCAGACGGGUCAUGUGAUUGGCCUUCAGCUUAGUAGCAGUUUUCUCUACGGCUCCAUCAACUCUAACAGCAGCCUCUUCCGUCUUGUUCACCUUCGGAGACUAAACCUUGCUGAUAAUCACUUCAACUACUCUCAAAUUCCUAGUAGCAUUAGGAAUUUUCCAAGGCUCACUUAUCUCAACCUCUCCGCCUCUGUCUUUUCUGGUCAAGUCCCAUAUGAAGUUUCACACUUGUCCAAGUUGUCAUCCCUUGAUCUGUCUCUCAAUCUUGAUAGAUUUUCCGGUCAAGGAUUGUUGGAACUCCAUCCAUCCAAUAUGAGAAGUCUAGUUCAAAACUUAACUAGCCUGGAAAAGCUUCAUCUCAGUUUCGUAAACAUUUUUUCGACAGCUCCCAAUUCCGUGGCAAAUUUAUCAUCCUUGACAUCUCUCCUCCUAAGAGAUAGUGGGAUGUUUGGCGAAUUCCCAGUAAGAAUUUUCAGUUUACCAAACUUAAAAACUCUGAGUGUGAGAUACAACCCUGAUCUUACUGGUUAUUUGCCUGAAUUUAAUCAAACUAGUCCUCUCAUGUCACUUUUACUUGCCAGCACUAGUUUUUCUGGACACCUGCCUUCUUCGAUAGAAAAGCUUGGUUCAUUAAACGAGCUAGAUGUGAGUAGAUGCAAAUUCAAUGGUCCAAUCCCUGCUUCAUUGGCAAACCUUACCCAUCUUAGAUAUCUGUCACUUUCUCAUAAUAACUUUAGUGGCGGUUCCUUGUCUUGGGUUGGUAAACAAACCAAACUCACUCUCCUGGAGCUUGGAAAUAUGAGUUUAACUGGUUCCAUUCCGUCUUCCCUUGGAAACCUCACCGAACUCAGUUUUCUUAGUCUUCUUUAUAAUCAAUUAGUUGGUCCAAUCCCAUCAUGGCUAGGCAACCUCAGCAGACUAACUGAGAUAGAGCUUACUUUCAAUAAAUUGAACGGUUCGGUUCCUGAGUCACUAUCCAAUCUGGUUGAUCUCAAUCUCCUUUAUCUACAAGGAAACAGUCUAAGUGGUAGACUGGAGUUCCACAUGUUUCUUAAGUUACAAAAUCUCACCCGCCUCCAGCUAUCUAACAACAAAUUGGAGCUGCUCACUGAAUCCAGAAUCAUUAGUAAUCAAACUGUUCCGAAGUUUAGGAUUCUAGGAUUGGCAGCCUGCAACAUGCAGAGUUUCCACAUUUCUUAA
Prunus dulcis (almond) is the source of this 1359-nucleotide messenger RNA. RefSeq names its product receptor-like protein 7. The record is from RefSeq and is a predicted model, not a curated record. Bases 1 to 1359 code for a protein of 452 amino acids. Gene Ontology annotation, molecular function: protein binding. The transcript has a single exon. Lineage: Eukaryota; Viridiplantae; Streptophyta; Magnoliopsida; Rosales; Rosaceae.